CUCAACAGAAAAUCUUAUAUUAUUGUCAAGUAAUUGAGAAUACCUUUACUUUCUUUUCAAUCCUGAAGUCAUAAUUUGCGUCAAAAGUGUUUAACAUUUAUUUCUUGAAUAUCUCUCGUUAACGACAGUUGUGUUCAUUUGCUUUUUUACACUCCAGUGAAGAAUAUUAAAGGAAACAAAUGGCAGAGAAAAUAAAAUGCGGUCCAAUAGUGGAGAUGCAGGGUGAUGAGAUGACCAGGAUCAUUUGGGAUCUCAUCAAAGAAAAACUCAUUUUCCCGUUCAUUAACGCUGAGAUCCACUUCUUUGAUUUGGGCGUUGAGAACAGAGACGCCACCAACGAUGACGUGACCAUCGAUUGCGCCAAAGCUAUACAGAAAUAUAACGUUGGCAUCAAAUGCGCGACCAUUACUCCCGACGAGAAGAGAGUCGAAGAAUUCUCACUCAAACAGAUGUGGAAAUCUCCGAACGGAACCAUUCGUAAUAUAUUGGGCGGCACUGUCUUCAGAGAACCGAUUCUAUGCAAAAACAUUCCACAAGUGGUUCCCGGAUGGAAGAAACCCAUUAUCAUUGGUCGUCACGCUUUCGGCGAUCAAUACAAAGCCACUGAUUUUGUUGUUCCCGGAAAUGGAAAGUUGGAGAUAAAAUGGACGCCCGAAGCGGGCGGAGAGCCCAUCAGUUACACUGUCUUCGACUUCAAAGAUGGCGGAGGGGUUUCGUUAUCCAUGUAUAACACAGACGCCAGUAUUACGUCGUUCGCCGAGGCGUCCCUUCAAUACGCUUUGAACCGCAAAUAUCCGCUUUAUAUGAGUACUAAGAAUACAAUACUGAAGAAAUACGACGGAAGGUUCAAAGAUAUCUUCCAAGACAUCUACGAGAAGCAGUAUAGGACUCGUUACGAGGCGGCGGGCAUUUGGUACGAACACCGGCUCAUCGACGAUAUGGUGGCGCAGGCGUUGAAGUCAGAGGGAGGGUUUGUGUGGGCGUGCAAGAACUACGAUGGUGAUGUCCAGUCGGAUUCGGUCGCUCAGGGCUACGGCUCACUCGGAAUGAUGACUUCGGUGCUCAUCUGUCCGGACGGGAAGACCAUUGAGGCGGAAGCAGCGCACGGGACGGUCACUCGUCACUACCGAAUGCAUCAGCAAAAUAAGGAGACCUCAACCAAUCCGAUCGCAUCCAUCUUCGCGUGGACUCGCGGUCUUCUCCAUAGAGCGAAACUCGACUCCAAUCAACAAUUGGCUAAUUUUGCCGAAACCCUGGAAAAGGUUUGCGUCGACACGAUUGAGGCCGGCUUUAUGACCAAAGAUCUGGCCAUUUGUAUCAAAGGCAUGGAUGGCGUCACGAAAGCUGAUUACUUGAAUACUUUUGAAUUCCUCGACAAAUUGGCCGAUAAUUUGAAGACAGCGUUGAAGCGAAAGUGAUUUCAAUGCCAACACUUAUCGAAAUAUUAAACUAUAAACUUUUCACAAGAAGUUAAUGUAAUAAUGAAAUCUCAAAAUUAUUUAAAAAUUAAUUUUAAAUAUUUUAUUUGAAAUCAGUAUUUCUUUUUAUAAUGCAAUUGACUUUUUUGGACGAAUGGAUAAUAAAAUAAUGAAUUUUAUACAAAA
This is a messenger RNA of Medioppia subpectinata, 1604 nucleotides long. NCBI's taxonomy places the organism in Eukaryota, Metazoa, Arthropoda, Arachnida, Sarcoptiformes, Oppiidae. The record is from the annotation of a GenBank genome assembly.